GGAGCGAAAACUCUCCUUUCAGCCAAAGAGCUCGCGUGGAAAACUUGUGCGCGUGUGAGAUUUCCUACGUUUUUUUUUCCUCCUCCGUGUUUCCUUUUCCCUUUCGUCCAAAUCUUGUUUGAGAGAAGAGAAGAGGGAAAAAAACCCAAAAGCGCACACAGGGAGGAGGAUAUACGCGACAUUCAGAUGGAAUCCAAACACGCACACGCCAAAAAAAGAAGACGUGCGUCUGAGAUGGAAUAAACCUGGGAUUCUGGAAGAGUUAACAAAAAAAAAAAAAAGCCCAUCAGUUUGGAUGCGCAGUAAAUUCGCGAUGCUGUGCUGUUUAAUUGGCUGAUGAUGGAGGUUGUGUGGAGGUUGUGUGGAUGUUGUGUGGAAUUGCGCCGUUAGUGUUUUCAAUAAAUCAUAAAAAAAACGGAGGUUCCAUAUGUGGCGCAGAGCCCGGACUCUUCACACAAGCAGCCCACCCACUACAGGCAGCCAAACACAUGGUUUUAAUUGAUAACGUUAUUAAUUAGAGAAACGAUUGACUGUAGACACUGGUUGUGAAUUGGUUUCAGAAGAAUAUUCGUAUUUGUCCACCUUAAUAGGUGACAGUAACAAAAAUAAACCUUCUUCCUUUUUCUUUUUUGUGCAUUCAGUGCAAUUCAAGUUCAGUAAAUCCACCAAAAGAUAUUUUGCUCAUCCACUUAAAUGUGAUGUGAGUUGCAUGUCCAGUUUUCAUUCACAGUAUAAACUAUUAGGAAAAAAAGAUCAGAUGAGGAGGCACUAUCAGUGGUGAGUGAAGACCAGUCUUUGUUUGAGCCUCCUUACGCUGCUGCUGCCCCUCUACCUAAAACAGACAUGACGGCAUCGAGCACACAGGAUUACGGACAGCAACACAAGAUCAAUCCCAUCCCACCCCAGCAGGAAUGGAUCAAUCAGCCAGCUCGUAUUAAUGUAAAACGUGAAUACGACCACCUCAACGGAACAAGAGAAUCUCCUGUGGACUGCAGCGUGGGGAAAUGCAAUAAGCUGGUGAGCAGCUCAGAGACGUCCCAGAUGGGUUAUGGAGGCUACAUGGAUGAGAAAACUGCCCCGCCCCCAAACAUGACCACAAAUGAGAGGAGAGUAAUUGUUCCUGCAGAUCCUUCUCUGUGGUCCCCCGAUCACGUACGGCAGUGGCUAGACUGGGCCGUAAAAGAGUAUGGCCUCCUAGAAAUCGACACAGCCAUGUUCCAAAACACGGAUGGCAAGGAACUGUGUAAGAUGAGCAAAGAGGAUUUCCUGAGACUCACCACUGCCUAUAAUGCUGAAGUCCUGCUCUCACAUCUUAAUUACCUCAGGGAAAGUAGCUCAUCAAUAUCAUAUAAUGCACCAUCUCACACUGACCAGUCUCCUCGUCUGGCUGCCAAAGAAGAUGCCUCAUAUGAUGCUGUACGGAGGACAGGUUGGUCAAACAGCAUGCACAGUGGUAAAGGCUCCCCUACUGUGGUUUCACAGAAUGUAUCUAAGAGCACUGAACAAACUCGGCCUCAGCCAGAUCCAUACCAAAUCUUAGGACCGACAAGCAGUCGACUUGCCAACCCAGGCUCAGGUCAGAUCCAGCUGUGGCAGUUCCUCUUGGAGCUACUAUCCGACAGCGCCAAUGCUGGCUGCAUCACGUGGGAAGGGACCAACGGCGAGUUCAAGAUGACCGACCCAGACGAGGUUGCACGGCGCUGGGGAGAGCGCAAGAGCAAGCCCAACAUGAACUACGACAAGCUGAGCCGCGCACUGCGCUACUACUACGACAAAAACAUCAUGACCAAGGUGCAUGGCAAGCGAUACGCCUACAAGUUCGACUUCCAUGGCAUCGCCCAAGCCCUGCAGCCUCACCCUACCGAGUCUUCCAUGUACAAGUACCCGUCUGACUUGGCCUACGUGCCUCCUUACCACGCUCACCAGCAGAAGGUCAACUUUGUCUCACCACACCCUCCUUCAAUGCCUGUCACUUCAUCCAAUUUUUUUGGCCCUUCUAACCCUUACUGGAGCUCCCCGACGGCAGGCAUCUACCCUAGUGCCAGUGUGCCAAGACAUCCCAACUCUCAUAUGCCCUCUCACCUGGGUAGUUACUACUAAAUCCUCUCAGUUUGCUCUAGAAGCCACAUGCCAACCCCAAGCUGCACUCAGAAGGAAUGCAAAUUUAAAAGAGAGAGAGAGAGAGAGAGAGAGAGAGAAAGAGAAUGAAAAAAGACAAAGUGUGACUAAAUUUGUAAAAUGAAGGAGAAUCAGGGCUAAAUUCACUAAAGCAAUGAACUGGAUUUUAAAAAAAGGGAAAAGAAAAGAAAGGAGAAAGAAUGAACCAAAAACUGGAUGUUGUAUUGAUCCACUUCAAAAUGGAGUACUACUUAGUCAAAGGACAAGUAACUGCUUGUUUUUUUUGUUUUUUUUUUCUUGUCUGUUUGUCUUCAAUGCAUUUUUGUUUCCACAUGUUUUUGUGUCUUUCUAUUUUUAUAAACAAUAUGGGCCAAAGCAUCCACUCGACACACAUGCAACUACCCAAUACGGAUUUACACUUUUCUCAAAUUCCACAGCUGUAGAAGGUCUUGGUGUUUAAAUGUGAAAUGUCUCCAAUCCCAUUGGGGAUUGACCUAUGCCAUGCUGCAGUUUAGUCAAACAAUUAUAGCACAAAAGCAAUCCAAGCGAAAUAACAAAUCAAGAAUUACUGCGACACUGUGAUGAUGUUCUCUCUGCUAAUACAGAUACUAUUAACAUUCCAAUGCAUUCAGCAAAAUGGGGUCUGGAAAUCAAUCUGUUUUGUUUGUGGACUCUAAAAGCCAUCUAAAAAUGGAAUCACAGCAUUUUAUAUAUAUAUAUAUAGCUACUGGAAGGUUCAGGUUUAGUUAUUUCUCUCUCAAUCUUCCUCUUAACUGGAAUUCCGACACAUUGGCCAUAGCUGAGGAAAGCAAUUCUAGGUUUGCACAGAGUUUUGUCUCUGUCAGUCACCACAAUCCAAUGGGCUCGCCAAAGUGUCAAUCGCCACAAUCUUGAAAGUAACAUUCCUAUAAACUAAGAAAGUAAGUACAAAGCUGACGUUGAUGCCUAUGAAUUUCAGUGUAAUGUAGCAUUCCACGAGGCAAAAGAUGAUCACCUGCCAAAGGCUCGUGGUUGGUCUUGUGAAAACCAAUCAAACAUUGUAAAAGACUAACAUGCAGUAUUUAAAGCCAAACCACGGACUUAGCGCUGAUGUGAAAACUGCCCGUGAAGCAGACGAUAUAUUUUAAUCCACUUAGUGUUAAUUUAGUUUUUUUCUGAAAGCAGCCCAAAGUGGUUUAACUUUCACCGCUGUACCUCACUGUUUUUAUAUAGGAUACAUCCGUAUUUGUAUCUUAUUUGCCAGUUAAAUAUCACUCUACUAUAGCUCAUCUCACAAUCUAAUUAAUCAUCAUCGAAUUACAUGUUCCUGAACGUUAUUAAGUCAAUUACCUAAAGCUACUAAAAUCACUGAACAGUUGAAUGUGGACAUUAUGCAAACGUACCUCUUUACAAACCAAAAAAUUGAAUGAAUAAAAGAAGUUAUCAUUUACAACAACACAAAAGUUUGAAACCAGAGUGAUCCUCAGAUUCGCGAACGCUGUGCGUUUGUCAGACCUAUUUGCUAUUAUUUUUUAAUCAACGGUCAACUAGGCAUUAAAAGCAUCUUACUGUAUAAAUUAUGCAGAGUUAUUUUCAUAUGUGACAGUAUUAAAAGAUCAAGAGAAUGAAUACGAGUUGACCUCGGUCAAAAUGCAAACUUUUUUAAAGCCGGUGUUGAAGGAAGUAUGUACAGCAUUAGUGUUUUGUAUCUGUACAUUUGGGCAAUAAAUUUAUGAAUGUUUUUGUUUUGUAAUGUGCUCUGUGCCUUGUCAUGAUGAGGUGAAAGUAUUUGAUUUGUUCUUUUUUUUUCUUCUUCUUCUUUAUUAAUGAAACCACAAAUGCCUUGUAAAAAAAAAAAAUCAUUUGCUUUAUCGACCAGAACUGUAAUACUGUAAGUGCCAAAAUGAUGUAAAAAAAAUAAAAUAACAUUUUCCUGCUAAAGCUUUGAAUCCCAAAGUCAACAUGCAAAUGUGCCUCACAAACUAUUGCAGGGUCUUAAUUUAGACACGUUGAUGUUCCCGUGCUUGAAUUUUCUUACAUGUAGAAGUAGAGCAAUAGACAGCUUCUAAAAAAUGAAGGAAUAAAUACCCAACUCAUCCUUUUUUCAAAAUAUCACUAUCUAAUGAAGGAAUUGUGCUAUUUCGUAUAUACAAUGUAUUUUGAAUAUUAAAUAUAUGAAUUUAUAUAAAAUAUAUAUAUAAUUUUGCAAUUAUUCUUUUUUUUUAUUUUGUUGUUCCUGCAAUGUAUUAUUACCUUUUUUUAAAGGGCUUUGUAGAUAAAUGUGAUGAAAAAUAAAUGUUUUUACAUUUGAAACUACUGAAA
Silurus meridionalis is the source of this 4419-nucleotide messenger RNA. RefSeq names its product Fli-1 proto-oncogene, ETS transcription factor (gene fli1). Gene Ontology annotation, molecular function: DNA-binding transcription factor activity, RNA polymerase II-specific; sequence-specific DNA binding. The transcript is spliced from 9 exons. Lineage: Eukaryota; Metazoa; Chordata; Actinopteri; Siluriformes; Siluridae. The coding region runs from base 844 to 2100 and encodes 418 amino acids. Gene Ontology annotation, cellular component: nucleus. Gene Ontology annotation, biological process: regulation of transcription by RNA polymerase II; cell differentiation. The record is from RefSeq and is a predicted model, not a curated record.